CUUCAACGGAGAAAAGGUUAUAGCGAUUAAUUACCGAAUUUUUGCCGAAAUAAACCGACAAUUAUGGGAGACUCACCGGACACGCAAAGCACGCUUAUUGCGUGAAUCUCUGUAUUAUUACGAUACAUACUGUGCUGUAUUAUUGUUUAUUGUUGGCAAUAAUUGAUCGGUUGACAAAAGCGUUUGUCCCUCAAGAGUCGCAACGCGAUUGUACCCGUUUCGAUAGGUCAGCUUGAACGAAAAAACUCAACAUGUCAAGUCAAUGGAAAGAAUGCUGCUCCGGUAUUUCCCAGCGAUGGAUCUGCGUUAUAAUGACCUUCUUCUCGCUCUUCUGCGCGUACACGAUUCGGGUCUGCCUAUCGAUCGCCAUCACUGAGAUGGCAAAGCCGAACAACGAGACCUUGCUCAUCUCGGAUGAUACCUGCCGACCGGAGCGGGCCCCAGGCUCGGCUUCGUCGGCCAACUCCACGGCGUUCGAGACUGCUCGCGUUGGCGGCACAUACGAAUGGAGCGAGUAUACCCAGGGUGUCAUCCUGUCCUCCUUCUACUGGGGCUACGUGAUAACGCACAUCCCCGGUGGCAUGAUAGCCGAGAAGUUCGGCGGCAAAUACACCCUCGGUCUCGGCAUCCUCUGGAACGCCAUCUUCACGAUACUGACGCCCCUGGGCGUGAAGCUCGGCGGCGCCACGGCCCUCAUCGUCCUCCGGGUUCUCGUGGGCCUCGCCCAGGGCGCGGCCUACCCGGCGCUGAACGUCAUGCUGGCCCAGUGGGUGCCGAUCGAAGAGCGCUCCAAGGCCGGAUCACUGGUGUUCGCCGGUGCGCCAUUGGGCACUGUGUUCGCCACGACGAUAUCCGGACUCAUUCUGCACUAUAGCGACGACGGCUGGCCGACGGUGUUUUAUUUCUUCGGGGGCGUCAGCGUGCUCUGGUUCAUCGUCUGGGUCCUCGUAUGCUACAACAGCCCAAGCGAGCACCCCUUCGUCACGGACGCCGAAGCGAAAUUCUUGCAGGAGCAGCUGAGCCGCCACAAGCACGCCAAGCCACCGGCGGUACCCUGGGGCCAUGUGCUGCGCUCUCUCCCGGUUUGGGCGCUGGUUGCGGCGAUGGUUGGACACGGCUGGGGCUUCCUCACCAUGAUAAGCGACCUGCCCAAAUACAUGAGCAGCGUCUUAAAGUUCUCCAUCGAGAACAACGGCUACUUAUCGUCCCUGCCCUACCUCUGCAUGUGGUUCGGCAGCAUCCUCACCUCCUGGGUGGCCGACUGGCUUAUAGCCCGACGUCACAUGUCGACCUCCAAUGUCCGCAAGCUGGGUAAUUCGAUAGCGUCCGUGGGGCCGGCCCUCUUCAUCGUUGGCGCCUCCUACGCCGGCUGCGACCGGGUCUACGUCGUAACGAUGAUAGCCCUGGGCAUGACUCUCAUGGGCGCGGCUCUCCCGAGCAUGAAGGUCAAUGGUCUCGACCUCAGCCCGAAUUACGCCGGCUCGCUCAUGGCAUUGACCAAUGGCAUCGGGGCGUUCACGGGCAUUGUUACGCCUUAUAUCGUCGGCGUCUUGACGCCUAAUCAGACUCUGUCGGAGUGGCGGCUCGUCUUCUGGAUAAUUUGCGCGGUGUUUUUGGCGAGUAAUUUGGUGUUCGUGCUGUGGGCCGACGGGGACGUGCAAUAUUGGAACGAUCCGGAUUUCCUGCGACAGGAGAAAAGUGAUAAGCGGGCAAGGAAGGUGAAGGAGAGCAUUGAGCUACUCACCAUACAAAAUAACUCGAGUACAAAAUAAACGAGAGAAUGCGUGAACGACU
Messenger RNA from Ceratosolen solmsi marchali, 1794 nucleotides. RefSeq names its product sialin-like. Gene Ontology annotation, biological process: monoatomic anion transport; transmembrane transport. The record is from RefSeq and is a predicted model, not a curated record. The transcript is spliced from 3 exons. Gene Ontology annotation, molecular function: transmembrane transporter activity. Gene Ontology annotation, cellular component: membrane. Lineage: Eukaryota; Metazoa; Arthropoda; Insecta; Hymenoptera; Agaonidae. The coding region runs from base 252 to 1772 and encodes 506 amino acids.